This is a messenger RNA of Pyricularia pennisetigena, 1374 nucleotides long. RefSeq lists its product as uncharacterized. Gene Ontology annotation, biological process: regulation of glucose metabolic process; protein phosphorylation. The transcript has 4 exons. Gene Ontology annotation, cellular component: mitochondrion. Gene Ontology annotation, molecular function: pyruvate dehydrogenase (acetyl-transferring) kinase activity. The coding region runs from base 1 to 1374 and encodes 457 amino acids. The record is from RefSeq and is a predicted model, not a curated record. Lineage: Eukaryota; Fungi; Ascomycota; Sordariomycetes; Magnaporthales; Pyriculariaceae.
AUGACGGACCAUCCAACAUCUGAGAAGCGCGCCGAUCUCGUUCCGGAUGGAACUGUUGCUGGGAGCAAUGCCAGCAAGCCACUAGACACUGGCUCCAGCGCUUCGAAUGCGUCAUUUGACGAGGGACAGAUUUCACGCCUUGCAAGAAAGCAUCUUCAUAACCUCAAACUUGCCGACCUUGUCAAGCAUGGUAGGCCACCGCUCUCGGAGGAGGCCCUCCUCCAGUCAGCCAACUUCACGCUGAGUCUACUCCCAAUUCGACUGGCACACCGACUUCAAGCCCUCCGCAACCUGCCAUACAUUGUAGUUUCGAACCCCAACAUUCGAACGAUAUACAACAAUUAUCAGCGUUCUUUGGAGACCCUACUGCCUUGGGAGGAGCGGGGUGGGAUAAAUACCCUGGCGGAGGAGGUUGAGUUUACAGAAGUGCUCGCUCAACUCGUCCGCACACACGCCGACACUAUACCAAUCCUGGCCCGCGGUUUCCUGGAGUGUCGCCGCUACGUGAGCCCUCAAGAUGUCACGGCCUUUCUCGAUGCUCAUUUACGCGCCCGCAUCGGCACGCGCCUGGUAGCCGAGCAGCACAUUGCGCUGCACUACUCCUCACAGCCACACUUUGAUCCGGCCGCGAGUCCAGUCCCAUGCCCCGAGGAGCCUUCGUUUGUGGGUGUCAUUGACACUGCACUCAAGCCUGUCGAUAUUCUCGAUCACUGUGGCGGUGCCGUAGCUGAGAUAUGUGAGCUACGCUACGGUGUUCGUCCGGAAUGGGUAGUCAAUGGCUCGCCAGAAACUACAUUUGCAUACGUGCCCAUGCACCUGCAUUACAUCCUCACGGAGCUACUGAAGAACGCUUUCCGCGCCACGGUUGAGAACAAUAUGAGCCGAGAGCCCAUCGAGGUCACCAUCGCUCCCGCUUUGCCUCUGGACGACAGCCGUGGCCUGCGCCUCAAACCACCAUCCGUCUCGCGCGGUGCCUUUCGUUCCGAUGCAAUACAGCCCCUCGAUGACAACGCACCUGGCGUGACUAUUCGGAUCCGCGAUCGCGGUGGCGGUAUUGCACCCGAGGUGCAGCCCAAUAUCUGGUCGUACAGCUACACGACGUUUUUUGACCAGGACGAUAGCUUGCCUGGAGGGGCCGGCGGAAGUGGGGGCGGGAGUGUCGGCGACUUUGCGCUCAAUAUAAUCUCGAGCGCGAACAACGGUCGCAGCUCUAUUGCUGGGCUGGGCUACGGGCUACCGCUCAGUCGAGCUUACGCUGAGUAUUUCGGGGGCGGCAUCGACGUUCAAAGCCUACACGGCUGGGGUACUGAUGUCUAUCUACGACUUAAUGGGGUCGGAAGACUGGAGAAUAUUUCCAGACCUCCGAAGGCCUGA